AUGGCGAAGCUAGCCACUUACACACUCGUUGCCGCUCUCCUGGCGCCACGCCUCACAUCCGCCCUCCAAGUAACACCAAACUCACCAUGCGCUUCGGCCUGCGCGAGGUCGCCCACACAAAACCCAGCAGACUCCGAGGCCUCCUACACCCAGAACUCGGACAUCGUCUGCAGCGAUGCCGACUACGCCAGGCCGGCCGGGGUCAAGUUCCAGGAGUGCAUGACCUGUCUGCAGACGAGCACCUAUUCCCAGGGGGAUGAGAGCGAUGUCAUGUGGUUUCUCUACAACAUGAGGUACACGGCUGCCUACUGCAUCUUUGGCUACCCCAACGCCACCGAUGUCGACCAGACCCCAUGCAUGACCAGCACAGCUUGCGGGCAUCUUCAAGCUGCUGUCGAGCAUGGUGUGCCGGAUCCCAAGGGCACCACUGCUUACUCGUAUUGCAUGGCCGGGAAAGGCGAAGCAGCGAACACUGCUAGUUAUGACGGCUGCAUUCCUUGCAUCUCUGCCGAGAGAACGACCAACUACCUGGCUAAUUACUUCGUGGCCCUAGAAGCUGGCUGCCAGCAACAACCCGCCCCUGGUGUACUCCUAGGUCUGAACGCCACCGUCUUCUCCAAGACGACGAUCGGCAUCGUGGACCCCGCGACAAUCGGCCAAGACGACGAGCAACAAGGUCUUGGGACCGCGGCCAUCGCCGGCGUGGUAGUGGCUGUCGUCGUCCUGCUACUUAUCAUCACCGCCACGACCACCAUCUGCCUACGCAAGCGCCGCAACCGCAUCCUCCGCGCCGGCGCCCACGCCAGCUUCUUCUCCCGCUUCAGCCACGUCGCCCACCACCGCCGCUCGUCCAUGGCCUCCUUCCAAUGCCAAACCCACAUGGUCUCCCCGCGUUUUUGGCCCGGCGCCCACGACGGUUCCACUCCGGUCGACGACGAUAAUUACUACCACUACCUUUACCAGCAACAACAACUGCAGCAACAACAACAACAACUCACCCCCGACUACACCACCACCCCAGACCGCUCCUCCAUCUGGAAACCCCCCUACGAACACCCCGACGACAUCGCCGCGACCGCAACAGAGACCCACACACCACCACCACCAGAAACCACAAUCGACGACUUCUCCUCUCAAAAACCCGCACCCUUACACAUCACCACCACCGUCCCGCCCACCUUCCCACCUCAAGCCCAUCACAACCAGUACUCCUCUCCAUCCACUACCGCCACAGCCGCCGCAGACCCGAUACCCGCUACACCAGUAGUACACUACGCACACUCCCCCGCUGACUUUCGCUCGCCGAUGUCUGCUGAGUCUGUCCGGAGUACUGCGGCUUUGCUGCCUGCGGGUUACCAGCACGGAUAUGGACAUGCCCACCAGACGGGCGGCGGGUGGCCGUUAUCACCUGACGAGGAACAGCAGCAGCAGCAGAUGGCAUCCCAUACACCCACUACUACCAUUACUACUCCGGUAGAACAGCCAACCCGCAAACCAGGCGAGCGACACAUCAUCAAACUCAACGGGCCGGGUAUCACCACCACGUCCACCACAUCCUCGGCUAACAACAGCGGAGUGACUGUUUCCUUCCCCCCGCCGCCUACAGCUGCUGUAUCAUCGCGGAAGGCGUCACGGGGGAAUGGUGGGGGGUUGUUGUCGUUGGUGAGUGGUACAAGGUUUGGUGGGGGAAAUAAUAAUAAUAAUCAUAAUAACAAUGGUGGUGGAAGUGGGACGGGGAGUCCGGUAGAGAGUUGGGAGAUUCAGACUGCGUUUGCUGCGCCGCCUAGGAGGUGA
This is a messenger RNA of Dichotomopilus funicola, 1794 nucleotides long. RefSeq lists its product as uncharacterized. The coding region runs from base 1 to 1794 and encodes 597 amino acids. Lineage: Eukaryota; Fungi; Ascomycota; Sordariomycetes; Sordariales; Chaetomiaceae. The transcript is spliced from 3 exons. The record is from RefSeq and is a predicted model, not a curated record.